Molecule: messenger RNA, 3975 nt
Organism: Amoebophrya sp. A120
Lineage: Eukaryota; Dinophyceae; Syndiniales; Amoebophryaceae
Source: the annotation of a GenBank genome assembly
GCGAGAAUGGACAAAAAGGUGGAUUCGUCUAGAGUAGAAAAGAAGUCCUCGUCGAGCAGAAGUCCUUUUCGAAAAAAUUCUCGUAAAAAAAGGGACGUCGAGACGAGCAGGAACAACAAGAAACACAGCCACGAAAAUUUCUCUGAUCGUGAAAUCAUGAAGAAGAAAAAGAAGUCAAAGUCUCGGGAACAAGACGAUGAAAGAAGUCGCAAAACAAGAACGCCCGGCCAGGAAAAGAAGGAACGUGGCACGAUUCUUAUUAAGCACGACGGGGACGGAGACAACAACAAGAACAUCAAGGACGAGCGCAAGAACAGCGGACGUCGAGAGGAAGUGUUUGCAUCAACGAAAAAAACACUCCGCUUCCAAGAAGGCGCUCACGAGGCGGCUUUAUUGUCCCCGCCGGGCAGAAGUGUUGACCAGCAGCAAAUGAAGAUGCGAGUAGUUUUCGGCGAGGAGCAGGAUUUUUAUAGCAGCGUAGUAUUUGCCGAGGCGAGCGAGCUCGCGUUUAUCCUGGAUCGCACACAGUAUCUGCAGCGCGAAUUGCUCGAUACCCUGACACUGUUGCUGCAGUCGUGCGGCAGCUCUUUCGUGGAGAGCGUGGUAGGUCGUCGGGGGAAAUUGUCCGCGCAUCUGCAAGGAGUCCAGAGGGAAAAUCUUCAAAGCGGCCUGUCGACGUCCACAGGCAAUAUGGCGAGUGAGAGCACGAUGAAUAGAAGUGGAACUACGGAUGCUACUAGUAAAGCAAGCAUAAUAUUAUCGGUGGAUGAACAAGCGCAGGCCAGGAAUUUUCUGUUCGUCCCAGAAGCAAGGCCGGGGAAAGCAAAAGCAAAAGCAAAGGCUCCUACCCCUUCGGGCUCCGCUGGGGCCAAAAAAAAGGCCAGCAGUGUAGUAGUUGCCCCAGAAAGUACAACGACGAAGAAGAUCAUGACCACUAAGCAAGAACUCAAAUCGGGUAACAGAAUAAGUCCUUCCAGUCCACAAGAAAAGCAGCUGAAUAUUAAACCCUUUCCCAAGCCGAAAAGCAGAACCCCUUCCCCAGCCGGAGCGCAAGCCAAGACCACGAGUCCACCGCCGGCAAGUCCUGCGAAGGUCAAGUCUGCUCCAGGUGCCGUGGUUCUCCCUUCUUCUAAGAUGAAGGCAAAAGGUGGUCCUGCCCCCGUAAGUGCAACUCCGCCACGACCAGCCAGUAAUAAAGCGAAGCAAAAAGGAGCGGCAACGAAAAGCGCUAAGGCGCCUUCGCUUGGUACAACUGCGAAGAGUGGAGGUGGUAUUAAAGACGCUACUACUGCAGGAGGAGUUGCAUCUUCAGUGAAAGAAGCAAGUACAACUCAGCUGCAGGCUUCAUCUCCUGCUCCUCUCGAUGGGGGAGCUGUAGCUGCGCAGUCAUCUUCUGGCGGUGCUUUCCCGAAGAGCAGCAGGAGCGAUGUUCUUGACGUCGACGACCCGGUCGUGAACUACAAGCAGUCUGCUGUAGAUGAGCAAGUAGCUGUGGUGGAACUGACACCCUUGAUCGCAGCCAAGUUUUUCUCUUCGAGCAGUGAUGAGUUUCACUUGGACCAUGAUGUUGCACGACAAGCUCCAGCCGACGGUCGUGUGCUAGUAGCGGGAACAUCUUCAAAAGCUUUUGAUGUCAGUGCAGACGUGCCUGCUUCGAAAAGUCAAGCAAAAACGCCUGCAGCUGGAAAUAAACUAGAGCAGGAGAACCGCACCGCGGACGGGGAAAGCAGAAGCACAGGCCGCGUCAGAUUCUUGAAGCAGGGACGAGAGGGGGAGGGUUCCGCGGGUAACAGAAUCAGUGCUGCAUCCUCCUCCUCGUCCUCGGGCGGCUCGAGUGCAUCUUCUUCCUCGUCCUCCUCUUCCUUGCACGAAAAAUCCUUCCGGCUAUUCCUCGAGAAGAAACGCAAACAAGAAGGAGUUCCCGAGAUGACGGAAACUCAUCAAGUAGAAGAAUUUAGUGUUGGAGAAGUUCAUCCGCUGGAUGAAACUCCCGUGGUUGUAGCGAGAACUUCAGCGGCUUCGCUCGAACGCGACCUCUCCACGUUGGUUUCUACCCCCAACGCUGCACUGGCCUUUCUGACCGCCCACAAUCCGGAAUUUUUCGCAAAAGUAGCCCGGGUGCGGGAAAAUGUGGACAAGGCCAAGGCAAACCUUAUCGCCGUUUCUAGCAGAGCAAGUCCUGCUUUGUUUGCAGACGAGCUACUCAUCGAUCCAGCCACGAGUAUCCCCGACGAUGCUUCGCACGAGGCCAGUUUGCGGAAACGAUUUUUGGAAGAGGAGGGAACGCGAGGAAACCGUUCCUCUAAACGAGGACAAGGCGCGGUUGGAAGUGGUUCAAGAACUAGAACCGGGACAAGCAACAAUAGAGGUAACCGGAGGCUUUUCGGAUUCGCAUCAGAUGUUGAUCUUCCGGAGGACCAAGAAGACGAGAGAAGUGUCGGCAAAACUUUGUUUGGACACUCUUCGUGGAUGUUGAAUCUUGGGCGCUACACCGACGAGAUUCGGCGAGACGAGCUACUAGAAACGACGAGUCCACCGAGCGGGGUAUUAAAGAAAAGUAAUAUGAGUGGGAAUGAAGAACAAGAACCUCUAAGCGGUGGAGCGAUGCCAGCAGUGGGACGAGAGGAAUUUUCAUCGGAAGUUGUCCAGGCUCAACAUCAACAACCGGAACUACAAAUGGCUGGCAGCCCUGAACAAAGUGUAGAAACGGCAGCGCGGACAAGAAACUUUUACACGAAACCCAAUACAACCGCGUCGGCGCUGAGCCUGCUGCCCCCGAAGAAGGCCCCGGACCGCUUUACGCGGCUACACCUGGAUAUGGGAGUGUCAGGAUUGAAAUCGACAAAGUUGAAAUAACUUGUAAUGCAUAAGAUCGAUACCAGUUGGAAGCCCAAUUUGUAAGCGGCGCAUGACAAUUUAUCGGAGCACCGGAAUCCAAUUUGUCAUGCCGUUUGGGCACAGAAGACUGCUUUUGUCAUGCUCCUGUAGCAGCUCUAUCCCAAACCCUAAAUAGGCUUACAAUCUGCCCCACUUGCCAUCCCGGCAAGACAGGCACUUCAUGCCUUGCAUUUUAUGCAUGGCAAAUCAUUUCAAUGCUGUCGAUCUCAAACCUGACGCUUCCAUAAUGGACGGGUUCCGCCGCGACCGCAUGUUGCAGGAGGCCCGGGAGCGGAAAUUGCAAGCGGAGCUGCUGCAGGAGAAAAAGUAUGAGACCAUUCGGCUGGCGCGCAGCAACAACGUGCUCGCCGCGUCGGAGGGGCGAGGGUCGCAGAAGGGGCUGAAGCUCGAAAACUUGAUCGAGCGCUGUUCCGUGUGGGAGAAGCGACGGGCCCGCUGGCGCGACGCCAAACGAGUCGAGAAGGAAACGCAGGAGGAAAAGAGCUGCAGCUUCGCGCCCCGGCCGCUGUCGAGGAAGAGCGAAGAAUUACUAAACAACAGCGGCAAGCAGACGUGGGCGCAGCGCAACAGCGCCGCGGUACGGAAGUUUAUGGACCGGCAGCUGCAGGUGGGUGAGGUGUUGCAGGCAGCUCGGGACCAGCAAGAGGAGAAAGAAACGAAGGAGGCUUUCGCCGCUGGGCAGGAGGAAAUUCUCAAGCUGAGAAAUGCCUCGCUGUACAGCGGCACAGGAGGCCGCGGGGGUACAGCACAAGAACCACCGCCUGCUCCGGAAGGCGGUGAGGAAGCAGAAAAAGAUGGCUCGACUUCUCCUGCGAAUGUUACGAAUGGUGCGACGCAAGACCAAGAAAGCAGGACCCUAAGUCCUCACGACCGUGGCAUCUCUUCUAAGAACGCAAUGUCUCCUGUAGCCCUGCCUCGGGCUUUUCGCCGCAUUCAGCAGCCACUCAAGAGAUCCGCGGAGGUGACGAGCAGGCAAGAACUGCACCGCAAUGAAGACUACGAACUGACGUUUCAGCCGAAAACGCGAGCGGGGCGGUACUUUUACACCCGCCGGGGCGAGGCUGAUGACAAUAAAGA